Papilio polytes (common Mormon) is the source of this 1640-nucleotide messenger RNA. Its product is annotated as homeobox protein SIX6-like. Gene Ontology annotation, biological process: regulation of transcription by RNA polymerase II. The transcript has a single exon. Lineage: Eukaryota; Metazoa; Arthropoda; Insecta; Lepidoptera; Papilionidae. Gene Ontology annotation, molecular function: DNA-binding transcription factor activity, RNA polymerase II-specific; RNA polymerase II cis-regulatory region sequence-specific DNA binding. Bases 24 to 809 code for a protein of 261 amino acids. Gene Ontology annotation, cellular component: nucleus; transcription regulator complex. The record is from RefSeq and is a predicted model, not a curated record.
GGCGCGCCGGCACACUCGCUCCGAUGCGCGGCUGGGACGAGUGCACGACGGCAGCGCUGCACGCGCGCAUCCUGGAGGCGCAGCGCGGGCCCGGCGCGGCCGAGGCGCCCGCCUGCGAGCCCGCGCUGGACCUGGCGGCACCGACGCCGCUGCUUCCGUUACCCACGCUAUCGUUCAGCGCGGCGCAGGUGGCCACCGUUUGCGAGACGUUGGAGGAGAGUGGCGACGUGGAGCGUUUGGCGCGGUUCCUGUGGUCGCUGCCAGUUGCACAUCCCAACGUGGCCGAGCUGGAGCGGUGCGAGGCUGUGCUGCGUGCGCGAGCCGUGGUCGCGUUCCACGCGGGGCGGCACCGCGAGCUGUACUCGAUCCUUGAGCGGCAUCGGUUCCAGCGAUCGAGCCACGCCAAGCUGCAGGCGCUGUGGCUGGAGGCGCACUACCAGGAGGCGGAGCGGCUGCGCGGCCGGCCGUUGGGACCAGUGGACAAGUAUCGCGUGCGAAAGAAGUUUCCGUUGCCGCGCACCAUCUGGGACGGCGAGCAGAAGACGCACUGCUUUAAGGAGCGAACGCGGUCGCUGCUGCGCGAGUGGUACCUGCAGGACCCUUACCCGAACCCCACCAAGAAGCGGGAGUUGGCGGCGGCGACGGGCCUCACGCCCACGCAGGUCGGCAACUGGUUCAAGAAUCGGCGGCAGCGGGAUCGCGCCGCCGCCGCCAAGAACCGCUCCGCGUUGCUCGGACGCGGCUUCGCCUCCUCCUCCACCUACGACGAGGACUCGGCCGAUUCCGAGAUCAACGUGGACGAGGAGUAGCGGUGCGGUGUGUGGCGCGGGACGCUGUGGUUACGUUGCAAUAUGGACGAGCCCGUGGCGGCGUGAGUGUUGUGCGGGCGUGGUGAAUCAGUUGCUCUAGGUUCUGUCGAGUGAUAGUGAAGUUGGCACCGCCGUAUCUGCGCUCACCAGGUAUGUACUGUGCACAAUGUAGUGGCCGAGGACGCUCGUCGCUGUCGAGUGCCGGCUAGACAAACAUCCCCUCGCACAUCCGAGCGACCGCGGCGGGCUAGCCGACGCUAGGCUAGGCUAGGCUAUUUCCUUCUGUAUAAUUUAUAUUUGUUUAUUUAAAUACGCCUACUUAGGUUUAAGAAUCUUGCGUGUGGUCUAGAACCGCUCUAUAUAUCCUAUUUUAGAAGUAAAUGAAGAAUUUAUUUAUCAUAUCAGCUUUUAUUUGUGUACAUUGGUAGGGAGUAUAGGUACUGUGUAGAUAUGACAGCAUACGGCGUGUACCUGAGCAAAGCAGAGCACGGCGGCCGCUUCUCCUAAGUUAUUUGUUCCGGGCGAUGCUGACUGUUUUCUCUAAGUUAUUUAUUACAAUAAUCCACAUAAUAGUUUAUCUCCGGCGCCGGCUGCAAUGUGGUCAGUUAAAUCCGCCUCACUUCACAACUUGCCGUAUAUUUGUAGGCCUAUUUAAAACAAUGAUAAAACAAAUCAAAUUAGACUUUUGAAGUUUUAUAUCAGUUAGAUUUAGUUAUAUUAUUUCAUUCUUGUCUGAAUAUUUCCUAAAACCUUGUUAUAGUAUUAGAUAAUGUUUUUUUUGGAACUUUUUUUAAUAAACUGUAACAAUGUUGUAAGUCUAAUUAUAACAAU